This is a messenger RNA of Brassica napus (rape), 1105 nucleotides long. RefSeq lists its product as uncharacterized. The transcript has 2 exons. The record is from RefSeq and is a predicted model, not a curated record. Bases 504 to 920 code for a protein of 138 amino acids. NCBI's taxonomy places the organism in Eukaryota, Viridiplantae, Streptophyta, Magnoliopsida, Brassicales, Brassicaceae.
GAAAACGAAUGACUCCAAAAAUAACCGAAGCGACGACAGAACAUAACAGUUAUCUCUUAACAUUAAUCUCUUGAUUUAUAUACACACCUCUCCUCUCACCAAGAAUCACAAAUUCGAUUUUACUUUUUUUUCUUCUUCUUCUUCUUCAUCCUCGGCUCCUCCUCUCAGAUUCCUGCUUCUCGUUGCGAUCGACGAAUACCUAAAUCUCUCUUCCUCGCUGAUUUUGUUUCCAUCUCUCUCUCUCUCUCUCUUUUUCUACGUUAUAAUAUUUUUAUUCGGUGAAGUUUUGUGAAUGGUGGAACCUAAUCCGAUCUGCGAUAACUCUAGGCUCUCCCUUCCAAUCCAAAGGGCAAGCUUCUUCGUCCCUCUGUCUUCAGACUCUGUUUUCGCAUUCGGAUCUUGCAAAGAAGGCUGGUACUACCGUUGCCUUGGCAUCGACCCGUGAAAUUCUCCUUCCCGUUUGACAUCUAUUUUUCUAGCGAUUUUUUAAUUACUUUUGAAAGAUGUUGUACAAGCUGAAGAAGAGAGAGGUGGUUAAGGGAAACAGAAUCUUGAUCAGCGUUACGUUUCUUGGUAGCCCCGGUCCGAUCCGGUUCGUUGCUUACGAAGGAGAUCUGGUUGCUGCUGUGAUCGACACUGCUCUUAAAUGUUACGCUCGAGAAGGUCGGCUUCCCAUUCUCGGAUCUGACUUCAACGAUUUUAUUUUCUAUUGUCCCAUGGUUGGACCUGAAGCUCUGAGUCCAUGGGAAGCAAUUGGGUCGUUGGGAGCGAGGAACUUCAUGCUGUGUGAGAAGUCAGAGGAAAAAAAGAAGUUGGAGGAAGAAAAUGGAAGAUCGAGUUUUCCCAUUAACGGAGCUAGAAAAAGAAGCUUUAGGGCUUGGAUUAACAAAUCUUUCAGUCUUAAAGUCACUACUCAUUAGACUUUAUCGUCUUAUGUUUAACCUUGAAUGCUCAAGAUUAUUGGUUUGUGUUUUUGUUAUUUGAUUUUCUUCUUUUGAAAGAAUGUUUGUUUCUUGUGUUCAGUUUGAAACAUUUGUCUUUUGAAUUCUUGUUUUGAUUGGUUUCUUGCAUAUGCCUCAGGAAAUACAAUUUUCAAGUUCUUUCU